Messenger RNA from Linum tenue, 726 nucleotides. NCBI's taxonomy places the organism in Eukaryota, Viridiplantae, Streptophyta, Magnoliopsida, Malpighiales, Linaceae. The record is from the annotation of a GenBank genome assembly.
AUGGCGGCCCACUCCUCCUCCAAAGUCACUCUGAAACUUCUAAUUGACACGAAAACACGCAGAGUGCUUUUCGCGGAAGCAGGAAAAGAAUUUGUUGAUUUCCUAUUCGCACUCUUUUCCUUGCCUCUUGGAUCAGUGACGAAGCUCUUGUCCACGGACAACAUGGUUGGCUGCCUUGGAAAUCUGUACAAGAGCAUUGAAGACCUCAGUGUCGAUUUCAUUCAACCCACCCAGAGCAAGGUCACGAUUCUGAACCCAAAAUUCCUCUCCUGUCCCGCCAUGAACAACACCCUUCUGUUACCCAACCAUGAAAACAACGAAUCUGCAGCAAAAAAUGAUGGGUAUGGAGGUUAUGGUCUAACAAUUACCCGCCGCGAGAUAUUCGUGACUGAUAACCCACAAGCUAUUUGUCGCCAUUGUAAUCAAGCAAUGAGCUACGAGGCCAAAUUUAUCGACGCAGCUCCUAAAAAUGUGGCGGAGAUUGAAAACAGCGAAGAAGAUGGUGGGUUCGUGAAGGGGGUUGUGAUUUACAUGGUGAUGGACAAUUUGGAGGUGAGGCCAUUUUCAACCAUCUCCACCAUCACUUUGCUUAACGAAUUCGACAUUGGGGAAGUUGGUUCGCUUCAGGAGAAGGUCGUUGAGCUCGGCAUGGCUGAGGGGUUGAAAGUGCUCAAGGCUUCUCUGCACACCAAGACAGUCCUAACCACAGUUUUCCUUGGACCAUGA